ACCUACCCGCGCUUGCGUAGACACUUACUUAAGGUAUCUGGCUGUUGGCUUUCUGGUUGUACCAUUACUAAAUGUAUAAUUGGCAUCUUCGUAAAUCGAAGAAAGUGGUCUGAUUUGCAUGUAAAUGAAUCCAAAUGCGAGUCAUUCAAGUCGCUAAUUAUACCACUGUUCGGACGGAGAGUUGCUGACAUCAUGGACACUCAUUAACAUUCGCGGGGCUGUGUGGGCAGUGAGAGCCGAGAGGUGGUAAGUCACACAGUCAGACUCUGCAUGCAACGCGCCGCGGUCGGACCGGAAUGUUUCCUUGCUUGUAUUCUUCGUGCAGAAAGAUUUGGCAUCAUUUUCAAUACUGCAAUGAAGUCUGGACACGGACACACUGUAUGUUGGAGUCAUGAAAGGAUUUAAAAAAAGAUCUAUUCGGAUUUGUUAACGUGGACUAGAUGCGUUUCCUGGUGCAUAUUUUGCCAAAGGACGGAGGGACUGCGUUCAUCGUUAACAAAAGUUGAUGUUGCCUCUUUGGCUCGUUCUCCUGCCGUUUGCUUCGAUUUCGACCGUAUCUUUGUUCCAAAGAACCCGGGCGCGUAUAGCUUUUCGAGAUUUAUCAAAGGGAAUAUGAGUUCGAGCAGAUUAAUGAUAUUUUGCACUUAAUGAAGAAACUAGCAAUGUGGAAGGGAUCCUUAAAAACUAAUAGAGGUCGAGGGAACGGCAAGCUCCUUGUUCCAAGUUCCUGGUAAAGGAAGAUCUGCCUGCACUGUAAGUGUCCGCGCGAGGAGCAUGCAGUGAGCGCCAUGCAGCUGGAGAUGGAGAAGACGGUCACCAAGCUGAUGUACGACUUCCAGCGCAACUCCACGUCCGACGACGACUCCGGCUGCGCCCUGGAGGAGUACGCCUGGGUGCCGCCUGGACUCAAGCCAGAGCAGGUGCACCAGUACUACAGCUCUCUGCCAGAGGAUAAGGUGCCCUACGUCAACAGCCCCGGAGAGAAGUACCGCAUCAAGCAGCUGCUGCACCAGCUACCUCCACACGACAAUGAGGCGCGUUACUGCAACUCCCUGGAUGAGGAGGAGAAGCGGGAGCUCAAGCUCUUCAGCGGCCAGCGCAAGCGCGAGAAUCUGGGUCGCGGAAACGUGAGACCCUUCCCUGUGACAAUGACCGGGGCCAUCUGUGAACAGUGCGGCGGCCAGAUAAAUGGUGGUGACAUAGCGGUGUUUGCGUCGCGCGCGGGCCACGGCGUGUGCUGGCACCCGCGCUGCUUCGUGUGCAGCAUGUGUGACGAGCUGCUGGUGGACCUCAUCUACUUCUACCAGGACGGCAAGAUCUACUGCGGACGCCACCACGCUGAGAGGCUCAAGCCGCGCUGCUCCGCCUGCGACGAGAUCAUCUUUGCGGACGAGUGCACGGAGGCGGAGGGCCGCCACUGGCACAUGAAGCACUUCUGCUGCUUCGAGUGCGAGACGGUGCUGGGCGGCCAGCGCUACAUCAUGAAGGAGGGCCGGCCCUACUGCUGCGGCUGCUUCGAGUCCCUCUACGCCGAGUACUGCGACUCCUGCGGGGAGCACAUCGGUAUCGACCAGGGCCAGAUGACGUACGACGGGCAGCACUGGCACGCCACCGAGUCCUGCUUCUGCUGCGCCCGCUGCAAGAAGUCGCUGCUGGGCCGUCCCUUCCUGCCCAAGCAGGGCCAGAUCUUCUGCUCGCGGGCCUGCAGCGUGGGCGAGGACCCCAGCGGUGGCGGCGGCGGCGGCUCCGACUCCUCCGACUCGGCCUUCCAGAGCGCCCGCUCCCGGGAGUCUCGCCGCUGCGCCAAGGCCGGCAAGAACACCAACACCAACACCAACGGGAACGGCCACCACCACCACCACGGGAACGGUCGGGCAGAUCGGAACGGGAACGGGAACGGUCACAUGAAUGGGGAUCAUCAUCCCCAGGAGCAGCAGCAGGCCCCGUCCGGAAGGUUCUCUCAAGACGUGGAUCCGCUGUCCAUGCAGAUGGACCUGCUGAGCCUCUCCAGCCAGACCCCUAGCCUGACCCGGGAGCCUCCCAGCUGGAAAGACCAGAAUGAGGCGUACCUCUACGACAACCGCUCCGACGGCACUCCCGCCAACCCCCUCCAGCUGCUCAGCCAGUGCAAUAUCAGGACAAGCUUUAAUCCGACGACGUCAGCCACCUCAGGGAAAGGCAUGGAGCACCACCAGCGGACGAAGGAGAGCGGCAACAACAGCAGCAGCAGUAGCAGCAGCCGCCACUCCUCGCACAAGCGGCCGCCCAUCCCCAAGGGUAACUCCUUCAACGACAACUGGUACGGCGGCCCGGCGUCUGUGUUGGACGACAACUUCACGCCGCCCAAGCUCAAGACGCAGUCCAGCUUCAGCGACGUCUCGCACCACAGCGGCAGCAACGGCUUCUCGGACAAGCGCUCCGUCAGCCUGCACGUGUUCCAGAGGGGGGAGCGCGAGGCGGAGGCUGCCCCGGCAUCGGUGGCCGCGCAGCAGCUGCAGCAGCAGGGGACUCGGAGCAGGAACCCCAUCAGCGCACUUAGCUUCACCGAGCAACUCACGCCGCUCGAGCAGACCCCCCGGGGAUCCAUGGAGUCACUCGCCUUGUCCAACGCCACAGGAACGUCGGCCGACGGCGGCAGCAGCAGGCGCCAGGAGCACCUCUCGCGCUUCUCCAUGCCCGACCUGAGCAAGGACUCGGGCAUGAACGUGUCGGAGAAGAGCAACAUGGGCACGCUCAACUCCUCGGUGCAGUUCCGCAGCUCCGACUCGCUGCGCAGCCUCAACUCCGUGCAGCAGCCCUACCUGGAGAUGGAGCUGGAGCUGGACGUGGAGAUGGAGGCCCCCGUGGCCCCCGUCAAGUACCCCCUGCAAUACCACCACCACCACCACCACAACAAUCAGCAGCAGCACCACCUCCAGCAGCAGCAGCAGCAGCAGCACCACCACCACCAGCCGUCCUCCACCACCAGGGGCGCCCUGCCGCCCGGCUUCACCUACCAGGAGGAGGACCGUUUGAGUCUGGUUAGCAACGCCAACAGCGCCCGGCUGCCGCCCAUGGUGGAGCGCGACCGGGGUCGCGUGGGUGUUGGUGUUGGAGGUGGAAGGGCUAGUCUGGCGGAGGAGCCGUCCAGGCACCGCCACCACCACCACCACCGGCGCUCCAGGCGAUCGCGCCGCUCCCGCUCGGAGAACGCCCUCAACCUGGCGGCCGAGCGCCGGGCCCCCGUGCACGAGCGGCCCCAGAGGCGCGUGUGUGCCGAGGACUACGACCGCUUCCCCCCUCCGCGGAGCCAGAGGGACAGCCUGGGUGGUGGCGCCGGCGGUGGUGGCGCUGGAGGCCCGGGAGGACACUACCGCCCCCAGCCCUUCAGGCAGUGCCCACGCACCACCUCGGACUUGACGCUGCAGCAGCACGCGGCCGGGGGGCUGGGCCGCUCCAGGGGGCUGCUGGGACGCGGCGGCGGCGGAGGCGGCUGGGACGAUUAUGGCUACGGGGACGAGGACGACUGGUGCUCCACCUGCUCCUCCUCCUCCGAGUCGGACGAUGAGGGCUACUUCCUGGGCGAGCCCAUCCCCCGGCCCAUGCAGCUGCGGUACAUGAGCGGUGACGAGCUGUUGCAGAAAUACAACGCCAGCGGCCUGGGGGGGUCUGGGGGUGGCGGUGGCGGACAUAUCGGGGGUCGCGGGCAGCUCCACACACGCAAGCGCAGGAAAAGCAAGAACUGCAUCAUCUCCUAAUGGAGUUAACAGGGUUUUUGGUCGGAUUUGGUUGACUGGCCUAUAGGGGUAAUUCCAGGAAUUACGGAUAAGUCACUGAGUGUGUGAGUUUGGAGCAGUAAGUGGUGAACCUCCCCCCAAAACAAGAGAAUUGUGUUUUUUUCUUAUUCACCUGGUAAAAAGAGAAACACAUAGGGCUCUUCCAUCAGGAGGCUUACGACUUACUCUGACCAAACCCAACUGGGUCAAUCAGUAAACUGCGUACCAGCUGGGUGACACAUAAUGUUAUUAUAGCGCAUAAUAUCCCUGUUGACCCCUGCAAUAGGAAGAAAACACUUGCACAGAAGCAUUUCCGACCCCAUUUUAAAUAAAAGAAAAAACCAGGACACCACUCCCAACGCUUUAUUAAAGUAUGGUGCCGUGCGCGCCAGAAAAUCACAUUAGGAUAAUCCGUCGACAGCACAGAUGUUUUGCAUGUCUGUUUGUUUUUGUUUUGGUUUCUUUUGUUUGGAUUAUUACAGCGUUAUUACUGAGUAUUAUAUUGCGACAAGCUUCUACUGCGUUUUUUAAAAAGGUCUGUUAUGUCAUCAUAUUGUACUUAUCAAAACAAAAUGUGCAAUGGCUAUAAAUGUAUCUUGUCCUUUCGCCUUAGUAACAGUUAAAAAGUAUGGUUCCGCUUACUCUGCAACAUGGAUCUCUUAAAAUAUAAUUUUAGACGACUAUAAGGUGUACAUAAAUAAAUGAAUGAAUUAAUUAAUUCACUAAGUUAAGGAUGUCAUGUACAUAACAUUGUAAAUGAUGUAUCACAUAUUUUUAUAUUUUGUAUUGAUAGAAUUGUUUAUGUAUUAUAUAUAAUGUAGAAAUAGAGAAGCAUGCACGUUAAUUUGCUGAUUUCUGUCCUGCGUUGGAAUUAAAGAGUAUUUCAUGGA
Engraulis encrasicolus (European anchovy) is the source of this 4645-nucleotide messenger RNA. It is a transcript of the gene prickle2b, whose product is annotated as prickle homolog 2b. The record is from RefSeq and is a predicted model, not a curated record. The coding region runs from base 789 to 3737 and encodes 982 amino acids. The transcript has 8 exons. Lineage: Eukaryota; Metazoa; Chordata; Actinopteri; Clupeiformes; Engraulidae. Gene Ontology annotation, molecular function: zinc ion binding.